UAUUCGGACGCGAAGCGCCAGUGGUUGUAUCGUGCAUUAUUUUAUACUCGUGAUUAUGAUACGAUAGCCGGGUAGUAUAGAAUACAGUAACAGCAAUAAGAUGUCAAAUAUGUUAGAUAGUAGGCAGAAUUACACGUUAGCGAAAGAUUAAAUGACCAAAAGCUCGUUGUUAACGCAUAUAUUCUUCAAUUUGAUAGGUAAUUACAUUGUUAGCAAUUGCUAUUUCUUCUAAUCUAAUGACGAAUAAAACUUAAAAAAAAUUAUCAGUAUCACAUAAAGUUUUGCGAUAGCAAUAAAAAUAUAAUUGUAUAAUACAAUAUACAGUUACCGGCUUGUUAUUUUAUUCAGUUUUGACUUAACCUAACUUUUUGUCCUAGAGAACUUUUUAAUGAGGUUAUUCAGUCCUGCCGGAAUGCUUUGCCUUUUUUAAGCUAUGAAUAAUAUCGUAAGUUCGUUUAAAAUGUUAGUGCGUGAGCAUGUGCGUGUGUGCAACGUUGCGUGAAUUACAGUUCUGAUUUGACAUUGUAAACAUGACGACUUGACCUUACAAUGGCAAGUUGGACGACCUUGACUUUGGUAAUUUAUAAGCACAUUUGCUGUGGCACUGAAGUAGUUACAUUGGCACAAAUGUUUCGAUGUCCUUUAUUUGAGCUGUGCUCAGGCCUCACCUGAACAAAACGAGCUAUGUCGACGACAGCAUGCCAGAAAACGUGCAUUCCCGAAGAGGAGUUUCCUGUAGGAGGGAGCCUUGGGUACCCGGCGGUGAACCAUCAUCGUUCUAGCACGACACGAGGUCGCGGAAAAGCACGAGCAUCGUCGAAGCGUGCACGAAUACGACCGAACCGUAACGAAAGCGUACGAGGCCACAGAUACAGGGGUGGGGACUCGCAGACUCUCAGUAGUCGAAUUCAGUCGAGCCAGCGCCGUGAUCGGAGUUGGAAUAGUGACUGGCGAACAGUGUUCCGAGCAGGCGUAUCCGCUCUCGGUGUUCUAGUCGCUCCUUAAUCACGCGCACACGAAUUAAUUUGAUCGGCUGGCAGGCCCGAGAUCGAAUAUUCGAAUCAGUCGCUUCGUUUUUUAUUCGUCUCUUGUUUAACCGUGGGCUUCAUACGCUUUUAUCGUUCUCCGUCGUGCAUGUUCAUCAAUUUAUACAGUUUGUCGCUAUUCGUUUAACCGUCCCCGCUGUGAUUGACUGUCGCGAAGGCCUUUUUUUCCGGAGCCGCUACAGACACGGCAGUGAAAAUGCGGUAGUGACAGUGGUAUAUCAGAGACAGGGAGAAAAAGAGAAUCCCUGAGUACGUUUGUAGGCGCGAGGACGCCACGAGUUUACUCGAUAAAAAUCGAAGUGAACGAAAUUAGGGGAGAGGCUCCUUGAAGCCAGGGCCAGAAGUUAUGUCGAGUUCGUGUGUUCGAGGACGAGGAAUUUACGCGCAUGUGUCCAGUGGGAUUUAGUGUCGGCGAUAAAGCAUUCUUUCCAGAUCUGGAUACCUUGCUCGCAACACCUACGGGACCUGGAUUAUCUCAUGUCAGGAUGGCGCUGGCGCGACUUGCGGUGAGCGACUGUGCGCCUCAAACGUCGCGGGUCAGCUCAAACUUGCACAGCAGCAGUAGUAUGGCAGUAAGCCGUGUACCAAGCCCUCCACCACCGGAAGUGAACACCCCCGUGGCCGAAAAUUGGUGUUACACGCAGGUGAAGGUGGUUAAGUUCAGCUACAUGUGGACGAUAAAUAACUUCAGCUUUUGCCGGGAGGAAAUGGGAGAAGUACUAAAGUCGUCCACCUUCUCAGCAGGGGCCAACGAUAAAUUAAAAUGGUGCCUAAGAGUGAAUCCUAAGGGUCUGGAUGAGGAGAGCAAAGACUAUCUGUCGCUAUAUCUCCUUCUCGUUUCGUGCAACAAAUCCGAAGUCAGAGCAAAGUUCAAAUUUUCUAUUCUUAAUGCCAAAAGAGAAGAAACCAAAGCAAUGGAGAGCCAACGUGCUUAUAGGUUCGUCCAAGGUAAAGAUUGGGGUUUUAAGAAGUUCAUUAGGAGAGAUUUCUUGUUGGACGAGGCCAAUGGACUCUUGCCCGACGAUAAACUCACGAUAUUCUGUGAGGUCAGCGUAGUGGCAGAUAGCGUGAAUAUUUCCGGACAAAGUAAUACUAUACAAUUCAAAGUUCCAGAAUGUCGAUUACCGGAUGAUUUAGGACUUUUAUUUGAAAACCAAAAAUUCAGCGAUGUCACGUUGACAGUAUGUGGGAGAGAAUUUCAAGCGCACAAAGCUAUUCUCGCAGCACGAAGUCCUGUUUUUUCGGCGAUGUUCGAGCACGAGAUGGAGGAAAGGAAACAAAAUCGCGUGGACAUCACCGACGUAGACCACGAAGUGUUACGAGAAAUGUUACGAUUUAUAUAUACGGGAAAGGCAGCAAAUUUGGAAAAGAUGGCGGACGAUUUACUAGCUGCAGCGGACAAAUACGCAUUAGAAAGGUUGAAAGUUAUGUGCGAGGAAGCGUUAUGCACAAGUUUAGCAAUCGAGAACGCAGCUGACAUUCUAAUUCUUGCUGAUCUUCAUAGUGCUGAUCAACUUAAGGCACAAGCCAUAGAUUUUAUUAACACACAUGCGACAGACGUAAUGGACACAGCAGGUUUCAAAUCAAUGGUGAACUCUCAUCCGCACCUCAUAGCGGAAGCGUUUCGGGCAUUAGCCACUCAACAAAUUCCACCGAUCGGACCGCCCAGGAAGCGGGUGAAACAAAGCUGAAAACAAUCACCGCUGACUCCGGGCACAACCUCCACAUCGCCCCCGCCUAUUUUGCAUCCCUCAUGACUUUUUUGUGUACAGUGAUACAAGUAGUGCUAAAUAAAUGUUUCCUAGUGCGCCAUUCUCUGGUCCACUUAAAAAGGAACUGCGACGAGAACUGUUCUUCAUGGUUUUCGACCUAAAUUUGUAUCGUUCAAACAAGAUACAUUGUGCAGCCGAUUAUUCAAACGGCGAGGCGGGAAACGCAGUUAACUUAUGGCUAUAGACUUUAUUGUAAUUUGGUGAAAUCGUCGAUAAUUAGAAAAAGCCUAUCACAGAAAAGGAACCGAGAAAAAGGGUAUGAUGAAAUGAUAAUCUUUUUCUGAGAAAGAAUAAAUUAUUAAAGCAGCGUUGGUUUCAAUCAGAUUGAACGAAAUUAUUGGUAGUUUGGCAUUGUACGUUACAUUCUCCUGUGUGAGAGGGACAUGUGUUUAUCCAUCGUUACGCAAAUAUCAUGUCAGCGAUUUGUCAAUGCGCAUAAUUAGGGUCUUGUAAUGGAUUUGUUUUCGUUUAUAAUAAUGAGAAUAAGUGAUGAAAACGCGCGAACCAUCUAUGCAUUAUGAAAAAGACAUCAGAAACAGCCAGAGGACCAAGGCGAGAUUGAAACUCGCUGAUACAUUGCUACACACAUAACAAACUCACACGCGAAGAAAGAGAGGUAUACACGUGAUGUACGAAGAAAGUUGUGAUAGACGUCAACCAGACAAUUAAAAGAAAAAGAUUUUGUUCCUUUGUCGAAAAUAACGAAUCAAAUAAGAAGUGUCCCACGCUUGUUCAUCGUGUACACGAGCGACAAGAAUAAAAUUAGAUAUGUUUAUUACUGAUAGUGAUUUUUAGUUUUAAAUGAAAAAAAAAAAAGAAAGAAAAAUGAAAUCGUCGAAUUCUUCCAAGAACGGAGAAAAAAUGAUUCUAGUUAGUGUUUUUUAUGAUCUCUUUCUCUCAACAUGUACGACUACUACGAUUACUAUUAAUGCUACGCAAUCUGUGCCCCGUAUUUUUGUAUAUUUUUUUGUCUGCAAAUACCUACAUCCUAUCCUCCAUGCGGCCUUUUUCUCUAUUUCCCCUUAAUUCCCAUUCCCAUUCCCUUGUCGCUAGGCACAGUUUGUUUUGUUUUCUCGAGUAUUGCAUAGUAGACGAAGUGAUAGAUUCGAAUUAUUAUUAUUAUUAUUAUUAUUGUUAUUUUUAUUAUUAUUAUUAUUUUAUUAUUUUUAUUAUUACUAUUAUUAUUACUAUAUUAUUAUUACUAUAUUAUUAUUAUUAUUAUUAUUAUUACUAUUAUUACUAUUAUUAUUAUUAUUAUUAUUAUUAUAUUGUAUUAAAUUUAGGGUUGUCCAUAAUUUAUCAGAUUUUAUGUUAAUUAUUAUUGAAAUGUCUAUCAUACUCGCAGGAUACAUGUAUUAAUUAAAAAUAUUGCAAGAGUUUCAUUAAAUGAAAAGAAUGAAAUCAAACAGAUAUUGUUAGAAAAAGAGGAAAUAAACAUCAAACAUAAGAAGAAAAUUAAAAACACUGUAUAAUAUAAAAGGUUAGUCAAUUAUAAUAUGAAAAUAUUAAUCGUUUUUGUGUAAUUAAUUAUCAAAAUCGCGAAAUUGUGUGGUCAAUGAUCUGAAUUAUGGGCAACCGACAGAAUACGCAAAACAAUAAUCAUCAUUUAGUACCGUACUGGCUUCCUGAUCCUCCGACCUAGCUUUACCGAAUGUUUUAAAUACAAGAUAUAAAUACUUACCAUUACAAAGGAGUAAUGAUAUCGAAGAUUUAAUGCCAUACAUGUUCUGUGAUAAGACCACUGUAAUUAACCGCAAUUGUAUCACAACCUUUCUAGAACUUUCUGACGAUCCUGGCAGCCAGUGAAUUUAUCUUUUAAGGAAACGGUCGCUAUAUCCGGACAGUCCCAAAUCUAGCGUCCCUUUCGAUUUUAAGGUUUUUACUGUACAUAUCUACUGUAUUUUAUAAGAACUGAACCGAAACGGAACUAUACUUUUAAUGAAGGGUACAAUAAUCAACUAUAAUUUAUUCUAUUUUACAGACUGUGCUAAACUCAUGUUCCUUGAAACACACUAGCAAUGCUUUAAGUAAAUGUAAUGUAAUUAUGACAAAUUAAUACGAUUAGAUUAUAUAUAUGUGUAUCUCGUUUUUGAUCUCGAUAUGUACAUGCAUUUAUACGUAUCAUCUAUCAUGACGUUGUAAUGUAUUUCUGUCGAGAUUAAAAGUAAAAAAAAAAAAAAAAAAACUCCUAUGGAAACAUAGUUAGGGAAGAUUUUCCACCGUUUUUUACACGAUGUUUAUUUCAGUCGUAGUAGGUUGUUAAGGCUUACAAAAUAAAAUGACAACAAUAGAGAAAUGAAAAAAGAGGAAAAAAUAUAAAGAAAAUAUAAAAUAUGUUGUAAGCAGUUUAAGGAACAGAUUUUGGCCAUGUGUGCUCGCUCAGAUUUUAAAGAUGUCAAAAAAAGAAAAGAAAGAAAAAAUUGUCUACGUCCAUUCUAUUAUCCAUGUUCUAUCUUUGGGACUGUGCGGCGAAAAAAGUAUCUCAUGAAACUCGUAAUAUUGAAUGUCUUUUUCCUAAAAACGAAAAACUAAAUAUUUACCGUACAACAGUUCGAGAAAUAUUAGAUGCAAUUCUUUUUGAACCAAUCUGCAUGAGCGUAUGACUGGAUAAUUUGAUAAACUAAGUACAAGUAAGACAAAUGUUACCUCAUCAUGAAAAUCAGCAUGGUCGUGUCGCACUAGCUACUACUGCGCUGCUGUCUGAUACACUUCCAUUGUAUAUUAUUGCAUUUAAACUCGAAAAAAAGAAGCUUUUUGUAACGAAUAGUUCAGCAGUGGUAGCUUUUUGAAGUACAUGACUGCUGUUCAUUGAACCCAGCUCAUAUAAACGUUCAUUUUUCCAUUUACUUUAAGUCAUUGCACCACAUCAAAUAAAUGACAUUUUCAUUAUAUAAUCAUGAGAA
Apis cerana (Asiatic honeybee) is the source of this 5721-nucleotide messenger RNA. RefSeq names its product BTB/POZ and MATH domain-containing protein rdx (gene rdx). Gene Ontology annotation, molecular function: protein binding. The record is from RefSeq and is a predicted model, not a curated record. NCBI's taxonomy places the organism in Eukaryota, Metazoa, Arthropoda, Insecta, Hymenoptera, Apidae.